AUGGCCUUUUGUCCACAUGUUUCUACUGUAAACUUACAACCUCCUUCAGCAUCAACUCAAGUUCAUAAAGAGGAAUGUACACUAUGUUUUGAUUCUCAGGAUCUAUCUCCUGGAAUUGAUGUUUGUUUAACAUGUUUUAAUGCUAGUUGUCCUGGCCCUGAGCGUAAUCAUUCUCAAAUUCAUUAUCAAAAAACGAAUCACCCACUUGUUUUAAAUAUUCGUCGUUUGAUCAAAGAUAAACCAAAAAGACCUGAUGAAAAUGAAGAACCUCCUCAAAAAAUAAGUAAACUUGCAAUUGUACCCGAAUCUGAAGAAGAGAAAUAUGAAUUUUUGACAAAAGUUAAAUGUCAUACUUGUGACGGAGUGGAAGUUGAUAAAACAUUAGAUAAUCUUCCAUUUGUGAUUGAUUCCAUUAUGCUUUCAAUUUCAGCCAAUAGACAAUCAGAAAUCAAAGCUUGGGAAGAAGAAAUCACUGCAUGCGAGCAUACACAAAAUUUAGUACAAGAGCCUCCAAAAGCUUUAGAAUCACAAAAUUUUGCACAUUGUAAAGAUUGUGAUUUAAAGGAAAAUUUAUGGUUAUGUCUUGUUUGUGGCAAUAUUGGUUGUGGUCGUCAGCAAUAUGGUGGAAUCUCUGGAAAUGGUCAUGGAUUAGCUCAUUUUGAAAGUACAAAUCAUCAAAUAUCUUGUAAAUUAGGAACAAUUACUCCCGAAGGAACUGCUGAUAUUUAUUGUUAUGUCUGUAAUGACAUGAAACUUGAUAAUGAGGUAGUCAAACAUUUAGCAAAUUUUGGAAUAAAUAUUGAAUCACAACAAAAAACCGAAAAAAGUAUUACUGAGCUUCAACUUGAACAAAAUCUGAAAUUUGAUUUCAGUAUGGUAACUGAAGAUGGUAAAGAGCUUGAACCAUUAUCUGGUCCUGGCUACACUGGAAUCAAAAAUCUUGGAAAUAGUUGUUACAUGGCUUCAGUUCUACAAUCUGUAUUUUCCUUGGCAAAUUUCCAAGAAAGAUAUUUUCCAACUGCGUACGAGCACUAUUUACAAUGCACGCAAGAGCCAGCCAAUUGUAUACAAUGUCAGUUAUCAAAGAUUGCUGAUGGUUUAUUAAGUGGCCGUUAUUCUAAUUCUAAUGAAAAAUUGGGCUCAGAGGAUGAUAAACGAGAAGAUAAUGGAAUUAAGCCUGCAAUGUUUAAAACUCUUAUUGGAAAAGGUCAUGAAGAAUUCUCUACAAUGAGACAGCAGGAUGCAUUUGAAUUUCUUCAAUAUUUAAUCACUACAAUAGAAAGAAAGGAACACAAUAAUCCUAAGAAUGAUCCUACUCGAUCUUUCAAAUUUAGUAUUCAACAGCGUUUACAAUGUUUGGAAUGUAAAGGAGUACGGUACAAAAAUAAUACCGAGUCAUAUAUAUCAGUACCAGUUCCUGCAAAAAGAAUUGCUGGAAUUGAGGAGAAUGCAGAAGAUCGAUAUGAACCAGUGACGAUUGAAGAAUGUUUAGACUCGUAUACUGCAGAUUCUAUUAUUGAAUAUUUUUGUCCUGCUUGUAACAAAAAAGCUUCAGCAAUAACUAAUACAAAAUUCUUGAGUUUUCCCGAAAUACUCAUAAUUCAUGCUCGUAGAUUUGAACUGGUGAAUUGGGUUCCUCGAAAAAUAAGUGUCCCAAUACUCUUUAAAAAAGAUACCUUGACAUUUGAUAAAUAUUUAGCUAAAGGUAGACAAGAAAAUGAAACUUUACUUCCAGAAGAAAGUUCAACUGGUAAUCAAGAACCAUCUAUAAAUGAAUCGGAUCUUAAUCAGUUGCUUUUAAUGGGAUUUCCUGAAAUUCGGUGUAAGAAAGCCUUGAUUGUAACUGGUAAUAACGGAGCUGAUGUAGCAAUGAAUUGGUUGUUUGAACACAUGGAUGAUCCAGAUAUUGAUAUUCCAAUGACUAUAAAUAAUAAUAGUGGAAAACGUGCUGUUGAAUGGUUGUUUAGUCAUAAUGAUGAUGAUGAUAUUUCAACAGAAAAUUCAACUAUGCAACAAAGUCCCAAUUCUAAUGAUACAUAUGGAGAUUCAAGUUUACCAGCAACAUAUAAACUUCAUAGUGUCAUUUCACAUAAAGGAACCUCAGUACAUUGUGGACAUUACGUAGCACAUGUACGAAAGUCUGAUCAAUGGGUCUUAUUUAAUGACAACAAAGUAGUUGCUGCACCUAAUCCUCCUAUUGAAGAUUCUUAUAUUUAUGUAUUAGAAAGGAUUCUCGUUAUUGAUUAA
Molecule: messenger RNA, 2247 nt
Organism: Entrophospora sp. SA101
Lineage: Eukaryota; Fungi; Glomeromycota; Glomeromycetes; Entrophosporales; Entrophosporaceae
Source: the annotation of a GenBank genome assembly